Mugil cephalus (flathead mullet) is the source of this 1904-nucleotide messenger RNA. RefSeq names its product prostate androgen-regulated mucin-like protein 1 (gene parm1). The transcript is spliced from 4 exons. NCBI's taxonomy places the organism in Eukaryota, Metazoa, Chordata, Actinopteri, Mugiliformes, Mugilidae. Bases 95 to 1036 code for a protein of 313 amino acids. The record is from RefSeq and is a predicted model, not a curated record. Gene Ontology annotation, cellular component: late endosome; Golgi apparatus; early endosome.
GUCACAGGAAGCCACACACACUACAGCUAGCCACGGCAGAGGAGAGCGCAGAGCUGCAGCUGCACAAGCGAUUGUCAAGACAUACUGUGGAACAAUGUUGAGGGUCAGCCUGCAAACUCUGACAACAGGUCUGCUGUUGUUCUGUGCAGUACUGAUGACAGACCAAACCUUUUCAACCGUAUUGCCUACAACACCAGAUGCAUCUGAAACAACCACUGCUGGACCACAAGCGACCACUUUCAACACCCCUAUCCCUACCACCAGUACUACCAGCAACAGCCCCACCCAUGUGACCAGUACAGCUCCCGUCACUACCAGCAGUAGUACCACUAUUAGCCCCACCGAUACCACUACCAUCAGUAGUACCACCAUUAGCCCCACCGAUACCACUACCAUCAGUAGUACCAGCGUUAGCCCCACCAUUACCACUACCAUCAGUAGUACCAGCGUUAGCCCCACCCACAUGACCGAUACCACUACCAUCAGUAGUACCAGCGCUAGCCCCACCCACAUGGCUGAUACCACUACCAUCAGUAGUACCAGUGUUAGCCCCACCAACAUGACCAAUACCACUACCAUCAGCAGUACCAGCGUUAGCCCCACCAACAUGACCAAUACCACUACCAUUAGCCCCACCGACAUGACCAAUACCACUACCAUUAGCCCCACCGACAUGACCAAUACCACUACCAUCAGCAGUACCAGCGUUAGCCCCACCGACACGACCGAUACCACUCCCGUCACUACCAUCAGUAGUACCACCAUUAGCCCCACUGACGUGACCAGUACCACAACCAGCAUUACCACACCAAGUAUCACCAAAAGUAGUACCACUGCGGCACAGGAAGAACAAAAGUCUGAGGCUCUGAGCUCAGGAAGUGUUGCAGCCAUAAUUUUCUGUUUCAUCGUAAUGGCCUUGCUUGUAUUGGGAGGACUGUACUACUACAAGAUCAGACGCACAUCAUAUGGUCGUCUACUGGACGGCGGCGAAUUUGGCACUUUAGGGAACUUCAGCAACCCCAUGUAUGAGCACUGAAUCAACGCAUUUCACUUCCAUUCCCAGAAGAACCCAAAGUCCUCAGUUUGCUGAUGGUGCCAUUCUAGCCAGUGCGAGUAAUGGAUGGUGUUAAGGAUGGUCAGAUUUCACGACUGCGAGAUGUGACCUGCCUCCUUGAUUGUGUUGGACUGCGAGACAAAACAGAAAUGUAACACUUCAAAUGUGACAGCUCCUGAUCCGUGUCAGCUCUGCCCGAAUAAGCCAUUUAUAGCAUUUAUAGCAACUGGAAAAACUCAGGAUAGCAUGUGUGUUAGUAGAAGUAUUAUUAUUAUUAGUUUUGUUUUAAAAAGGAAAACCAUGCAUCUCAACCAGGUUGUGUUGUAUAGAAGAAAGGAAGGUUUCAAAACACAGAGUGCAAUAAGUAGAGCAGUGAAUGGUUAAAUUGUUCUGAAUGUCGGGAGCAAGCAACACAAAGGGUCAGUGCAAGUGAUAGCAAUCCAGGGUGUCCUCAGCUACUCUGGAGAAUAAAAGAAAAAACCCACUGCCUGCAAUUGCUGAAAAACACACAUUUCCCUCAACAAUCCUUUUAGAAAUAGACAUAAAAUAAUUUAAAAAAAAAAACAUAUACAUACAAGUGUGACCUUAAAACAUACCUCUCUCUCAUCACUGUCCAACUUCAGCUGCUGUUGAUGAGUGAGUUCUGUAUUAUUGAAUGUUAUUUUUUCUUGUCUUUUUAUGUGUUGCUUAAAACUCAGCCAGGAAGCAUUUUUGAUUGUAAUUGUCAUAGUUUUUCUUUUAGUUUGCAUUCAGAUGAGAACCAAUGCAAUUUUGAUGCUUUUGUCUGCAAUGUAUUGUUUGAUGUGAGAGAGUAACUUGUUCAAUAAAUGUGAUAAAUAAAUAAUGUGAA